This is a messenger RNA of Megalopta genalis, 2437 nucleotides long. The record is from RefSeq and is a predicted model, not a curated record. Lineage: Eukaryota; Metazoa; Arthropoda; Insecta; Hymenoptera; Halictidae.
UGAAAUAUGCUGCAGAACGGUGAAGAGAAGACCUCACGAAUGGAAUUGGAUGUUGCCAAUGAAUUCUAAUGACAAUUUCCAAUGGCAAUGUUCGGUCUGCUCACUGCCACUCUGGAGCAUAUGAUGUACAGAGAAUCGUUCCAGAUUUAGACCCAGAUCUUACACGUGACACAAACCACCGCUCUGGUGUGGACAUCAACAGACAUCACCUGGCGUCGCUAUAACCAUAAUAAUAUAACCAAUGUAACCAUAACUUUGAUCGGACGAUAGUCUAUUGGUCUAUAGACCAGCUUAGAAAGAAAAAGAUUGAAGAAAAUGAUUUCUAUUUGUUACUGCCACCGCGAUCGAUCAACGAUAAUACGAUCGUUUCUACGUUUUCACGAAAAUAAACCGUUUUCACGGUAGAAGGGACCUGUAGAUUUUAGAUUUUUCGUGUUAUGUGUGUAACAUUUAGGAACGUUAUUGCUCGAAGCAUUGAAAUUUUGCUAAAAUGUCCUUAAGAAAAUUCAUGCAUUCUAGAAACAGAUAUAAAAAUAUACCAGAUUUUAAACAACUUGCAUUAUUGUAUCCAGCAUUUCGUAAUGUUGCAAAUAUAGAUCUGACUGGCAAAGUAAAACUUGACUUUAAAAAUGAAGAGUGUUUGCGAGUACUGACAGAAGUAUUGUUGAAGCAUGACUUCAAUUUAGACGUGAAAAUACCUCCAAACAAAUUGGUGCCAACAUUGCCAUUACGUCUGAAUUAUGUGUUGUGGAUCGAAGAUUUAAUAAAACACUCGUCUUUUUGUGAAAUGAAGGAAGCUAUUGGCAUAGAUAUUGGGACCGGAGCAAUUUGCAUAUAUCCGUUAUUGUUCGCAAGGAUGUAUGGAAAUCGAAUGAUCGGCACAGAGAUCGAUGAAAUCAGUUUACAAACAGGUACUCGACAAGUUGAACAUAAUAAUUUACAGCAUUUGAUAAAAGUAUUGAAAGUAGAUGGACAAACGGUCUUCAGGGACGUCGUAAAAGAAGAUGAAACUUAUCACUUUGCAAUGUGUAAUCCACCUUUUUUUGAAACAGAGGAAUCAGGGAAAGUAGCUAAACGUCUACCACCUAGAAAUGCUCCGACUGGAAAUCAGGCUGAACUUACGAUUCAAGGCGGUGAAAGGGCAUUUGUUAAACGAAUGAUAGACGAAAGUAUAGAAAUGGGAGGAAAAAUAAAAAUUUAUACCACCAUGUUCGGUCGAAGAAGCAACUUGUUGUUUCUAUUAAAAUUAAUCAAAAAGAGAAACAUAGAGAACGCUACCUGGACAGAAUUUUGUCAGGGUCAUACCAAACGGUGGGGAUUGGCAUGGACGUAUUUAUCGAAAGAUGCAAUUAAUUUGACGAGUGCCCCUGUUAUUAGGAAAAGCGGAGACUAUAUUGCAAAGCUGUUAAGACAGAAACGUCCAACGGAGAUACAAUUUCCAAUGAAAGAUAAAAUCCUCUCUUUCGAUAACUUGAUCGAUUCCAUAGAAGAAUCGAUGGAAGAAUUACAUGUUCGUAUCAAAGAAUUAAAAUUGCCUAUCGUUGAUUUCAAUGGUUGGUCGUGCCAGUUGGUUGCAAGAAACGACUCCUGGUCGCAUUCGCGUCGAAAACGUCGAUUAGCUCAAAGGAAAAUUAACCAAGAAGCAGAUUGUCAUAACGAGGAAGAAUCAAGCGAACACGGUGGAAGAAUUGCCAUCGACCAAAUAGAAGAUGGUACAAAUUGUUCCGACACCGAGGAACCUUUUUUAGUGUGUAACUUUUUCGUUGAACUGAUUGAAAAUGAAGAAGAAUUUGAAAGCGAUAGCAUAAGAAUAUCCAUGGUUUUUGAAAAAGGACGCGGUGGCAGAAAUGCUUUAGAAACAUUCAAACAGUAUUUGAUAAACAAACUAGAUAUUAAAGACUGUUUACAAAAACAACAAACGAUGUUAUCACCGAAGAAGAAAAGGAAAAGGCUGAAGAGAAGCAACAGCGAUAAGCGUUGUAACAACGUGGAUCAAAGCAGUGGUUCGCGUGAACAGAACGUGGAAUCAUCUUAAGUUAUGUCACAUUUGUUCGACUUAAAAUUAUGUAAGUUCAUAUAUGUAUGCUAUGUAAUAAAACUUGUGAGAGGCGACGUCAAAAUAAUAAACACAUUCAUGAAUGAAAUAAAGCAUACCGUGUAUAUGACACGAAGGAGAAAGGACUAUUCAAGAAGAGAGGAACCAGAGAGAUGGAGCAAGGAAGAAAGAUGGGCAUUAUUCGGCAUUCUAAUAACCGAGGCAUCUUUAUUUUCUUCAUUAUUAUCACUUUUAAUGCUGCUCGUUGAUUUCAUACCACAGAUUGCCAUAAUUAUGUGUAUUUAUGGUAUUUUAGAAAAUACGUAAUCCUUUUAUGUACUGUGAAACGCUAUCGUCGCGUAGCGGUAAACGGCCAAAUUAAAGUUCUAGGUCAACAAAAUA